AUGCGUCACAAGCCAAGGAGCCAGCCUACCGCACCCAGGCCCCCUGUUUAUAAUCCUCGCAUCUCAGACCUGGUGUUUGAGCGGUCGCUCAAGACUCCGAAUAUUUCGUUGACCUCUGAGGAAUUAUUAUCCAUCGCUCCGGAGGUCCGUGCGAAAUAUAGGGACAUUGUGACACCCAAGAAAGUGCCCGCGCCGCCCGCUGUUCGACUCCAAGCCACUAUACAGGAAGUGGAGGAUGAAGACGAUGGUCCGGAGUUGCCAGACGUGGAGCAAUUAAUUCACAGCGGUAGUUCAAUCCGUCCUGGAGUGCUGGUGGUACCCGACCCCUAUGAAAUUUAUCUCCGGAGUCUAGGUCCGGGGGAGACGCCGAAGCAGUUGGUCGUGGCCAAGGAGUCGCAUGCUCUGCGGUCCAUUAUGGGGCUCAUAGACAACCAGGAGAAGGUCGAGGCAAUUUUAGAUCCAGGUUCCCAAAUCGUCGCAAUGUCAGAAGCAGUUUGCCAUUCUCUAGGACUUCAGUACGAUCCCAUCAUUCAGCUCCAGAUGCAGUCGGCGAACAAAACGAUCGAUAUGUCGUUGGGACUGGCGCAUAAUAUUCCCUUCCAGGUCGGAGAUAUUACCGUUUACCUCCAGAUCCAUGUUAUUAGGGAUCCAGCCUACAACAUUUUAUUGGGACGUCCCUUCGAUGUAUUAACGGAGAGUUGCAUCAAAAAUUUCAAAAAUGAGGACCAGACGAUCACGAUCAACGACCCCAACUCUGGAAUUGUUUCCACUAUCCCGACAUUUCCAAGAGGUCGCCCUCGAUUUCGAGGCCCCGCCUCUAGAGCGGGAUGA
This is a messenger RNA of Gloeophyllum trabeum ATCC 11539, 831 nucleotides long. RefSeq lists its product as uncharacterized. The coding region runs from base 1 to 831 and encodes 276 amino acids. The transcript has a single exon. The record is from RefSeq and is a predicted model, not a curated record. Lineage: Eukaryota; Fungi; Basidiomycota; Agaricomycetes; Gloeophyllales; Gloeophyllaceae.